AUGCCGGCAAACGCGCGGGUGACACUUCGCUACGGACCUUAUGAAUCCAGCGGAGUUGUACAACACAGGACCUUCCGUCUGCAGGGUCUCCAGGCCGCUCUGACGGCGCGCGGGCACAGGUGUAUCUUAGAAGAAACGCGAGACUGGAACGCGGUGGAGCUCGUGGUCAAUGGGGAGCUCGUCUUCACCUGUCACAUAAAGCAGCUGGAGUUUGGUGGAGAUGGAAAACUGGAUCCUGUUUGCAGAGAAGCUGUUGCUGCUGUGGAGAACGCUUACUGA
This is a messenger RNA of Toxotes jaculatrix (banded archerfish), 279 nucleotides long. RefSeq names its product chromosome 11 C10orf53 homolog (gene c11h10orf53). The transcript is spliced from 3 exons. The record is from RefSeq and is a predicted model, not a curated record. NCBI's taxonomy places the organism in Eukaryota, Metazoa, Chordata, Actinopteri, Toxotidae. The coding region runs from base 1 to 279 and encodes 92 amino acids.